AUGUUCGCACCAACUCCAGUUAAAAGAUUUUUCCAAAUGAACAAACCAUUGAUAGAUCAAACCGAUUCGGAAUCUCGAGCUGGUUAUUGUGGUCAUAGAUGGACUUUUCGUAUUUUCUUGAUAGUCACCGUUGGUAUAUUUAUAUUUAAUAUUGUUUCUUGUAUUGGCUUUCACGAUUUGACAUCAUCUUCUGUUGAUGAUCUUUAUCUUCCUCAAUCUCUUCGAUGUCCGCACAAGAAUAAGACUAGGCUUGAAUAUGGUCGUUUGCAUCUAGCUCGCAGUCGCGUCAUUAUUUGUGGAUUGAUACGUGAUCGUGAAGCACACAUUUCUCGUAUUCGACAGCAAAUAGAAGAAAUAACACAACUCUUUGAUGAUUAUGCUAUCGUUAUUGUCGAGAACGAUUCAAAAGAUAGAACGCGACAACAAUUAAUCGCUUGGGCACAAGAUAAGAAAGUUGCUGGUCGAAUUCAUGUUAUCGGAUGUAAUAAUCAAGUCAAUGAUGAUCGUCCAUGCAAUUUAUCAUUGGCUCCGACUCCAACCAAUCACCCGCCGACUAUGUCACGCAUCGAAAAAAUGGUUCUACUGCGCAAUAUGUACAUGCAAUACAUCGAAGAUAAUGCUCAACUAGCGCAAUUUGAUCAUACUCAUACAGGUAUUAUUCAAGUAUUUAAUUCAUCAAAUUUCAAUGAAACUGAAAUCAAUGAAUCACUUGUUAUCAAUAAUAAUGAUAAUGAAACAAUAUUAAAUGAUAAUCAAUCAUCAAUUCAAAUAGUUGAUAAAAAUCAAUUUGCUGAAACUGUUGUCGAUCUUUUAUUGGAUCUUUUAGAAAAAGCAAAUCUAUCUCGUACUGUAUCUAUUAUACAUAAUGAUACAGAAUUAACUGAACUUGUCGAACAAGAUGAUGUUGACUUACAAACAACGACUAUCAAAUUAACUGAUCCAUAG
Messenger RNA from Rotaria sordida, 945 nucleotides. The record is from the annotation of a GenBank genome assembly. NCBI's taxonomy places the organism in Eukaryota, Metazoa, Rotifera, Eurotatoria, Philodinida, Philodinidae.